AUGGAGACUCCGACAGUAAGUCCUGAGGCUGAGUUAAGUGGAGAUGUUGAAUGUAAGCCUCAGAUUGGUAUGUUGUUUAAUACAGAACUAGAGGCUUAUAAUUUUUACAACAAAUAUGGAGGAAGUCUUGGUUUUAGUAUUAGGAGAGACUAUGCAAAUAAGAGCAGGAAAGACAAGACAACCAUAACUUCAAGGAGAUUUGUAUGUUGUAAAUCUGGUUUUAGGAAGGAAUAUAAGAGGGACGUUUACACAAGUAAACCACGAGCUAAGACAAGAACAGAGUGUCCAGCACGGAUGUCCAUAUAUUUGUCAGAGAAUGGAAAAUAUGAGUGUCGUGACUUUGUUGAAGAACAUAAUCAUAUUCUUGAUUUGGUUGAUGAAUCGAGGAUCAAACCUAAGUCCAUAUUUGAGUAUAUGGGUAGGCAGGCAGGUGGGAGGGAGAACCUUGGCUACACUAGUCAAGAUCAUAAGAACUACCUCCGAACUAAAAAACAACGUUCACUAUCUUAUGGUGAGGCAGGGAGUUUGUUGAGGUAUUUUGAAAACCAAUGUAGGAUCAAUCCUUUUUUUACAUACUCAAUGCAAUUGGACAGUGAUGAACAAAUAACUAAUAUUUUUUGGGCUGAUCCAAAGAUGAUAAUUGAUUAUGCACAAUUUGGCGAUGUUGUCAGUUUCGACACCACAUUUUGCACAAACAAAGAGUAUAGGCCAUUUGGGAUAUUUGUUGGGUUCAAUCAUCACAGAGGAGCCAUUAUAUUUGGGGCUGCACUUUUAUAUGAUGAAACAGUUGAAUCUUUCAAGUGGUUAUUUGAGGCAUUCGCGGAAGCACAUGGGCAGAAGAAGCCUAUCACCAUUUUCACAGAUCAAGAUGCUGCUAUGGCGAAGGCAUUAAAUGAGGUGUGGCCUGAGACAUGGCAUGGGCUGUGUACUUGGCACAUAGUACAAAAUUGCAUUAAGCAUCUGGGUGAUUUGAUGAAGGAAGACUCGCACUUUCUUAGAGAUUUGAAAAAAUGUAUAUUUCAAUAUGAGGAGGAAAUACAGUUUGAGGAUGGAUGGCAGAUUUUGCUUAGGAAUUAUGGAAUUGAGAAUAAUUCAUGGUUGCAGUGUAUAUACGAAUUAAAAUAUAAAUGGGCAAAGUGCUAUAUGAAAAAUACCUUCACAUUAGGUAUGCAGAGUACACAGUUUAGUGAGAGUUUGAACAGUGACAUGAAGGAUUAUUUAAAAUCCACUUUGGACAUUGUGCAAUUUUUUAAGCAUUUUGAAAGGGUUGUGGAUGCUAAGCGAACCAACGAGUUAAAAGUUGAGUUUGAUUCAAGAAACAAGCUUCCAAGGAUAGUGAAUGUGAUGUCCCCUGUUAUAAAACAAGCUGGGGAAGUCUACACUCCUUUGAUUUUUGAACUCUUUCAAGAGCAGAUGGAUUGGGUUAGUAUUUGCCUCAUCAAAAACAAGAAUGAAAGUAAUCCCAUGUGUGAAUAUUUGGUUGGUCUUAUGGAAUCAGAAUGUGAGUACAAAGUAUGUUGUAACCCAUCUGAGCUUAUGAUUAAUUGUAGUUGCAAGAAAUAUGAGACAUUUGGCAUUCUUUGUUGCCAUUCUUUGAAAGUUUUGGAUGUGCUAGAUAUCAAGUGUAUACCUUCAGCUUAUAUUUUGAAGAGAUGGACACGGGGAGCAAGAAACAUGGUAGUGAUAGACAAUAAGGGAAAACAGGUUGAAGAAGAUGUUAACUUAGACAGCUCACAACGAUAUAGGCGUCUAUGUCCUGAACUUGUUAAGAUUGCAUCACAAGCUUCAAAUUCAGCUGAGGGUUAUGCCUUGGUGAUGAAGGCUGCAAAAGAGUUGCGUGUACAGCUUGAUAGUAUCACUGCAUCUGAUGGCUCACAAGUGGCUGUCCCUAAUGGUAGACAGAAGAAGAGCAAGAUAGAAAAACAAAGAAACAAAAAGAGAAGAACUGAGACAAGAAACUCUCAAAAUUCACAAGAAAUUCAUUCAACUCCUGCACCCACCAGUGGUGCAUUUUCAAUGUCGAAUGUACCAGAUUACCUUCAACAGAUGGAUGACAAUAUUAGCUUCACCUCACUUUCAACGGGAGGAACAUCUGUGUAUGAUCUUUCCUUAGCUGUAUCCUCUCAAGCAUCAACAAAACUCUCUUUGCAGAAUUUCCAAGAACAAGAUUAA
This is a messenger RNA of Telopea speciosissima, 2172 nucleotides long. Its product is annotated as protein FAR1-RELATED SEQUENCE 5-like. Gene Ontology annotation, molecular function: zinc ion binding. Gene Ontology annotation, biological process: regulation of DNA-templated transcription. The transcript has 2 exons. Lineage: Eukaryota; Viridiplantae; Streptophyta; Magnoliopsida; Proteales; Proteaceae. The record is from RefSeq and is a predicted model, not a curated record. The coding region runs from base 1 to 2172 and encodes 723 amino acids.